Dufourea novaeangliae is the source of this 916-nucleotide messenger RNA. RefSeq names its product enoyl-CoA delta isomerase 1, mitochondrial-like. The record is from RefSeq and is a predicted model, not a curated record. The coding region runs from base 80 to 916 and encodes 278 amino acids. Gene Ontology annotation, cellular component: mitochondrion. The transcript is spliced from 6 exons. Gene Ontology annotation, molecular function: enoyl-CoA hydratase activity. Gene Ontology annotation, biological process: fatty acid beta-oxidation. Lineage: Eukaryota; Metazoa; Arthropoda; Insecta; Hymenoptera; Halictidae.
CGAUUCAGACGAUUCAGACUCAUCAAGUGUUACUUGUACAUUAAUAACUGUGCAAUAUUAACUGUGUAUUUAGUUGAUCAUGUUUCUAGUAAAAAGAAUUUGUAACAGAAUUCAAGUUCCACUAAGUAAAGCUUAUGCAACAAAUUUAAAACAAAUUGAAGUUACACAUGAAGAAAGUACAGGCAUUACCACAAUAUCUAUGUCCCGUCAACCGGUAAAUGGUUUGAACAAGGAAUUAUUGAAUGCUUUAAAUACAUCUUUACUUGAUGCACAAAAGAAUCGUAGUACAGGUGUUAUAUUGACAUCUUCAUUACCAUCUGUCUUCUCAGCUGGACUUGACAUAAUGGAAAUGUAUAAUCGAACUGAAAGUCAAAUGACUGAGUACUGGCAAACAUUGCAGGAUACUUGGUUGACUUUAUAUAGUUUGGAAAUGCCAGUGGCUGCUGCUAUUAAUGGUGCCAGUCCUGCUGGAGGAUGCUUAUUAGCACUUUCUUGUGAAUAUAGAGUGUUUGUUGAAGGCAACCAUACCAUAGGACUGAAUGAAACACAAUUAGGAAUUCCAGUUCCUAAGUGGUUUAAAAAUCUAUACAUUGAUGUAAUAGGAUAUCGAAAAGCUGAAUUAGCAUGUUUACGAGGAUCUCUAUUCUCUCCCAAAGAAGCAUUAAAACAUGGACUUGUAGAUGAAUUGGUUGCUGGUAAAGCAGAUGCAAUUAGCAGGUGUCAAAACUAUAUAAAAGAUUUUAAAUACAUAUCUCCCAUAGGUCGAAGUAGAACAAAAUUGUCAUUAAGAGAAUUGAAUUUGCUUUGGAUGAAAGACAAUCGAAAUAUGGAUCUUAAUGAUUUCUUAUCAUUUAUUCAGUCACCGAAAGUGCAAGCUGGUCUUAAAUUAUACAUUGAAUCUUUGAAACGAAAAUAA